UAUGAGUAUCAUUCCGGGCGAGGAAACGAAGACUAGCAUUCUCAUGAGGUUCCAGACCCAAGAUACCAUGGAUCACUAGGAAGUGAUAUCUUGGCACGUUGAUCGUAACAUUUACCCCGAGUGACACUGAACAUGUCAUGAAGUAUAAUGUCGCAACGGCUUGGCCUUCUGUUUUUUCAAGUUAUCAAAGGAGAUUACUCUUUUUCUUCAGAUUUUCGGAGCAUGCCUCGAUUCGUUCCAAUUCUUAACACUGAUGCAGCAAAGAAUGGCACUAGUAAACAAUUUGCCAAGUGGAAGAAGGUUUUACCAAUUUGCCAGUGCUCGGGAAUCUGACACCGAAGCUUGAUGAUCUGCAACGGUGCGCUACAAUCGAGAUUAACGAGGCCGCCUGCUGAAACAUCUCCUCUCAGCUCUGAAGCUUACCACUGCGACACCAGAUUCUCCACCAUCUCAGUAACAACGGUACCCCAAAACCCACCACCUUCAUCUAUCCAGAUUCGUUUGAAAGAAAUGGAGGCGAUGGGGCCCACCACUGCCACUCGCCAUGUUCUGAGCUUCUGGCUUGACUGACGGACCCCUGGAAAUACAGAGUGGGAGGACGCAGCAGGACCCAGUGAGUGGGGUGCGAGGAGGAGUUCGACGGGGCAGUGGCUUUCCACCGAACGAUUCGACGGGCAGCGAGGUGGUGUCAGUCUCCUUGGAACCCCAUGGGGAAUUGGCCAAGUCCCGAAGAGUUGCAGGAAACUGCGCCUGGUCCACCGCCAUCGCUAUUGAUUGCGGGAGAUCGCUUUCCGCCUCCACCUCUCCCUCGCCCCGCAACCACUCUUCGCCUUUCCCCCGCUCUCUCCUCUUCCAAACCGUGCAUUACUUCCAAAUUUCGGUCUACAGACUAGGAAAUGCCCAUCUGCCGAGUCCAACGCUCUGCUUCUUCUGCUGUUUUUGUUUUUUUUGUUUUUUUUGUUUCCCUUCUCAUUUCAGCUCUUCUCGAAACCGCACGCAUGCUGGCUAUUGCCUUGCUUUCUCUCUCUGCCUCUUUCUUUGGGUUCCUUUUUAGUUCCCUUUAGUUCUCUUUGUGUAUGAACGUGAAGUGUUGAAGUUAGCAUUUCUUUGAGUACAGAGUGUUCAUCCAGCUUGUGUCUUCGAUUUUGACUUGUGGUUUAGCAAUGCAAUGCGAUGCUGGAAUUGGGCUGCAUCCCUAUAAGCGCGUCAUUAUUGUGGUGCAGUACAGUCUGCAUUAAGUUUUUGUGGCGUAAUGUCUUCAGUCUUACAGCUGUGGAACUUUAAUUGAGUUGCUAUACUGUUAGGUGUAUUUAGUUCAGCUAUGAUUGUUCAGUCGCAUGUGGCAUUGCAGCCUAGCAGCAGGAUAGCUUUCUCACGCGAGGUUUUGGGUGGCUAUGGUUGUUCGUUUGAGAGAAGCGGAGCAUUGUCGAUGGUGCGUAGGAGUGUGCAAAUGUGGGUUGUUAGCUUUCAAUGCAUUGCUUCGUGAAAGAAUUAGCUGGAACUAGCAUUUUUGACGCUUCUUCAGCACGAUGGUCGCUAGCUCCAUUGUCAUUGGAGACGAACAUGAACGGUUUGUUCUUCUUUGAACUCCAAGUCUCUAUUUCUCUACUCUUGGAUCAAAUGGCCCAGUAGCUACUUCGCGUACGUAUUCAAGUUAGUUCUCUGUCAUCGAAGCCCUUGCUGCGUUUCCUGUGAUGCUCUUGCAGUGUUCUAUUGAGGCAUUCCUCAUGUACUGUAGCCUUCAUACACAAGUGGUAACUAAUGUACAGACGCUGACACGGUUACGUCACCGUCUGUACUUGCAUUGUAAGCACACGUUAAAUUCAAUCCAUUUCGACAUAGUUUGCCCUGCAACCAUGAAAGAUUUUGCAAGGCAGGAAUACAGUGUGAAGGUAGAUAGGAAAGAUAUUAAUUGGAGUCGUUAUCUGUAGUCUUGUUGAUAGCGUAUCACUUCAGCUUCAUUUAUUUUCUUCUUUAUUCAUUUUUCCUUAGCCGCCUUGCAGAAACGUGUUUCAGAGACGGGCAUUCUUUCAGCUAAGUCGACACGCAGAGUAGUUUUAUGUUGCAACGGGUAGGACAGUGUCAGUGAACGAGCUAGCUGUAUUUUAUUUCAAAAUGCAAUCUAAUGGUAGUACCCUACAAGCGGAGACCAUCCUGAAAUGGCUGCAACAGGAAAUGGGAUAUCAGAAUCCACCCUCGGUAGACUCGCUGCGCAAAAUCUGUCGAGGAAAUAUGAUUCCAGUCUGGAAUUUUUUGCUAGAGAGAGUUAAGUCUGAGAAAACAAACGAAGCGAUUCGACGAAAUUUUGUUAUUCAUGGCACUACAAUCCCAUCGACAUCCAUUCCUAAGGAUGAGAUCCUAGAAGCAAAAGAUGGCGUCGCUGAUAGCAAGAAAGAGUUUCCAAAGGACCGGCCAAAGACUCCUAAAAAUGAUAGAGAGGUCUCCCGAAGAGAUGGCACUCCGGUUAAAAGUACAGUUGCCAGAGAGCGGAGGGGGAGGACACCAGCACGGAACUUAGCUAAGGAUUUGCCAGAAAAGGAGAAAGAAGUGGACAGAUUGCUACAGUCCGAAGGGGCGGAAGAUUCUCGAGAAAUGGCCAUGCGAGAUAGGGAUGUUGCAAUGGGGGAAGUGGGCAGAUUAAGAGUCGCAAUUGAGAGGCUGGUGAAGGAAAUCAAGUCUCGCAUGGCAGAUGUUACCAAGGAGGAAGGGGAACGGCAGCGAGUUUCGGAUGAUAGAUCCAAUUCCAGACACAAGCAGGUGUUGCUGGAAUCUUAUGAGCAUCGGGUUGAGCAGACAACUCGUAUUUUUACGGAGUACUCACGUCGACUUCAAGCAUACGUAGAGCAUGCUAGGGAGGCACAGAGAGGGAAAAAUGGAUCUCUUGAUUCAAGUGUGGACUUUAUGCCUGGGCCGUCGAAAUGUGGGCAGUCAGCUAAUCAGCUUCUGACCGAGACUCCACGAGAAAAGGCCGUCCGACAAGCCUGUGAAGCUCUUGCCGAAGAUCUAACUCACAAGAUAAGGACGACUUUUUCUGCUUAUGAUGGUGGGAGAGGUCACCCGGAUCAUACCCAGCUUGAAGUCGCGAAGCUUGGGUUCGAGGUGGAUGGGGACAGUAUACCCGAGGAGGUGCAAGAGACUGCACUUACGUUACUAAAGAGCCCUCCUUUACUUCUCCAGGCUUUAGCUGUAUACACCUCUCGAAUUGUUGCUGCUAUAUCUCGAGAAACUGAGGAGAUUGAUAUUCGAGCCGAUGCAGAGCGUCUCAGGUAUAGGUUUGAAAAUAACAGAGUUUUGGAGGACAUUUCUGCUGAGGUAGAUGAUUCACUGAUUGGGAGACGACGCAGUGACAGAGGUCCUAGCAAGAGUUCUUUUCGACAGCUCCGAGAAAGACAGAAAGCCCAUGUGCAGCAAUUUAUGGCAACCGAGGAUGCCUUGAAUCAGGUCGCUCAAGCCAGAAGAAUGACUGAUGAACUGAUACGGCGGAUACGUGGCACUGAUGCCGUGCCCUCCUUUACAAACUCAGAUGUACAAAACUCUGGCAGCUUGCGUCAACUUGAGCUGGAGGUCUGGGCCCGAGAGAGGGAGCUAGCAGGAAUGAGAGCAAGCGUAAACACUAUCAACUCUGAGGUUCAGCGCUUGCAAAAAAUGUGUGAGGAGCGGAGAGAUGCAGAGGAGUCUUUGCAGGAGAAAUGGAAAAGGAUUGAAGAGUUCGAUGCUAGACGUUUGGAGCUUGAAUCGAUUUAUACUGCUUUGCUGCGUGCAAACAUGGCAGCUGCCGCCUCAUGGGAGCAACAUACCAGGGGAAACAAAGAGCAAUCCGCCAAUACGAUUGUACCCAUCUGUGAAUCGACUCAGAACCAAGCAAGUGCUGCACGCGAUCUACUAGAGCGUGAAGUAGCAGCAUUCCAGCGGAUUCCCGACAAUCGACCCUACAUGAUGCCUGCUGCUCCUCAGGCUUUACUGGAUACAAGAGGAGUAGCCACAAAUGCUGGAACUGAAGCUGUUGUAGCUGCCGAAAGGCAUGCCGACAUGCUUACAGUAAGGGCUGGAGCCGGAGAUCCCUCUGCUGUUCCCACAAUCUGCCGUAUUUCAGCUGCCCUAAAAUAUACACCUGGAGCAGAUACUGUGGACCCUAGCUUAGCGUCGAUUUUGGAAUCUAUGCGAUUUUUCUUGCGGCCUGGAGGUUCACCGGGAACUGUUCUUGAAGAUCUUGCCAAAACUCUGAACAGAGUGCAAACACUUAGGGACUUAGUAGGCAACGGCCGCGGGCUGAUUGCAGAAGCUGAUGCAUCAAGACCAGAGUACGAGAGGACGGCUACACAUUGCACAGAGACAGCUAGAAAACAGGAGAAGGUGUCAUUAGAGGAAUGGCUUCCACAGCUCAAACUUGCAGUUCAAGACGCCCAGCAAUGCUUAGAAGAUUGCAAGCGUGUUCGAGGCCUAGUCGAUGAGUGGUGGGAGCAGCCAGCAGCUAGUGCUGUUGAUUGGAUUUUAGUGGAUGGGCAGAAUGUGGCUGCUUGGAUUGCUCAUGUGAAACAACUACAGACGACCUUCUAUGAGCAACAACUUUUGUAAUUUAUGCGCUACUUAAGGGAUCAGAAAACCCUCUUGUAACAAUAUUGUCACUACUGAGGGCCUGCCAUUUGAUAUUUUCCUUCUGCUUGGUGCUGGAAAACUACCAAGUAGGAUGGUGAAAAUACGGAUUGAAGUCUAAUCACUUGGCAGUCCAAUGUGAAUGCGUGUCUUUCACACUAUUCUCAGGUAGCGUUUACCUGUCACCAGGGCUUUACAGGAAGUUCUUGUCAUCAACCCAUCGUCAGUCGUUGAACUUAGAUCAAUAAGUACAAUCUGAGAGUUGCAUUAAAAUUUAA
This is a messenger RNA of Physcomitrium patens, 4871 nucleotides long. Its product is annotated as AUGMIN subunit 5. Lineage: Eukaryota; Viridiplantae; Streptophyta; Bryopsida; Funariales; Funariaceae. The record is from RefSeq and is a predicted model, not a curated record. Gene Ontology annotation, cellular component: HAUS complex; spindle microtubule. Gene Ontology annotation, biological process: spindle assembly.